Messenger RNA from Glarea lozoyensis ATCC 20868, 2769 nucleotides. RefSeq lists its product as uncharacterized. The record is from RefSeq and is a predicted model, not a curated record. Bases 1 to 2769 code for a protein of 922 amino acids. NCBI's taxonomy places the organism in Eukaryota, Fungi, Ascomycota, Leotiomycetes, Helotiales, Helotiaceae. The transcript is spliced from 2 exons.
AUGGAAACUCACGAGGACGACCACCCUCAAGCCGACCCCGAAGAUGCGGUCGACCUCACCCAUGUCACUUUCAUCUACCGCCUCUUCACUAUAUCCUGGGGCAUCACCUUUUUCCUCAUCCUCACUUUAUACCCCAUCAUCCUCCUCAUCGAGCAUUUCUCCACGUCCUCAUUUGCGCGUUGGUAUACCCCCAUAAAAUGUCUCGCGCUCUUCUUCUUCCUCGUCCCGUUUAUCCCGCUGCUUUCUGGGCCUUGUCUGGGUGCCUGCUUGACAUUCCUGUUUAUCUUGAUUAAAUUGCCGUUUAUUAUGGUCUGGGGACUUGGAGUGGCGUAUUUUAAACUUGGGAUGCUGGUUGCGGGUUGGCUUUGGGGAUAUCUCUUUUCUGGAGUUAAAAUCGCGGUGUUUAGAGCGCCGCUGUUGGAGUGGUUUUGGAGACACUGGACGUUUCAGACGCCGCGGUUUGGGUGGGAGUCGAUUCCGGAGUCGCGGUCGAAGGUGGGGGAUGAGCAUCAUCGGACGACGAGUCAGCUUUGUGAGGGGUGUAUGGGGGUUAUUGAGAGGUCUGGUUUGAUUGUGGGAAAUUCGAGGGUGGUGACGCCCAGAAGGGAGGUGCAUGGGUGGUUGUUGCAUAUCAAGGGGGUGGAAAUCCGGGGAGAGGAGCAGGUUGCGUGUCAUUUGUGUAAUAUUCUUUGGUAUAGUAUGGAGAGGAAGGUGAGGGAGGAUGUGGCGAAUGGUAUGAAUUAUGGGAGGAGGGUGAUUGAGCGGGAGGCUGGUGGUGAGGGGCUGGAGUCGGGUAAGCAGGAGGUUGAGCAGAUUGUUCAGCUUAAUGUGGUGAUUUAUGAGGAGUAUGGGAGGAGAUGGUAUAAUGAGCGGAAACGGUAUAUUCAGGUUUGUGCGUCGCCGGGUAUGGCGGUGCAGAACAAUAUGCGAGCAUUUCUGAUAUCUGAAGAAUCUCUGAAAGGCGAAAGUGCAAGUAUUGAAGUGCCAUUUUGGACUGGGGCUCCUGAUUGUAUAGACUUGGCGAGGGAGUGGAUAGAACGAUGCGAAUCGGAACACGACCUCUGUAAAACAACAAACGCUACUACCGAUAUCUUGCCAACAAGGCUUGUUUACGUAGGGAGUCUAGUGUCACCCGAACUUCGAAUUCAUACCACAAGUCCAGGUGAAGAUAUAUCCUACCUCGCUUUGAGUCACUGUUGGGGCAAAAGCAAAUUCGAAUCAUUAUCUGUCGAGAAUCACGAGUCGUGGUGUAGAGGAAUAGAACUCGAGACCCUCCCAGCAAAUUUUCAGGACGCAAUCCAUUUCACUCGCAGUAUCGGAAAAAGCUUUGUCUGGAUCGACUCAUUAUGCAUUAUUCAGGAUUGCCCCGAAGAUUGGGCCAGAGAAGCAGCAAAGAUGUCGUCAGUCUACUCACAAGCGUAUUGCACAAUAUCAGCCAGCGGCGCAGACGAGGCAAAUGGAGGCUGUUUCCGAACACGUAAUCCGCUCAUGAAAUUCCCCUGCAAUCUACUAUUUUCCGACGAUGAUACACUCGCUAUCAGGACUGUCGAUUCUGCAUCUGAGAACGAUAAUUUCGGUGUUGAAGUGGAUGCUAGUCCACUUAGCAAACGAGCAUGGGCAUUUCAAGAAAGACUGUUGAGUAAGAGGAUAGUGCAUUUUGGAGCCAAUUAUCUGUUCUUUGAAUGUAGUUUUCAUUUUGCGUCGGAGUUACUUCAGGGAGGUCAGGAAUUCAGCUCAAAGCGCACACCUGCUCCACCCAAACACUUUUUCAAUAACUGGCUUUCGCAUUUCUUAUCACGCUUUGCUGGCGAAGGACAUGAGACGAAAGGUCCGACCACCUGCGUCUCAUCCUCGCGAUAUGACAGUGUGACUGGAUAUCGAGCCGCUUUCAAUACAUUACGACAGAGCGAACCAACUUUACCUUCGGACACGCAUUUUCUGCAACUUCGUCUACAUGCAUCGUGGUACGAGCUCGUCACCAUGUACACCAGCGCCGAUCUAACGAACACUUCUGAUCGAUUAAUAGCAAUCUACGGGAUCGCACAGGGAAUACAAGAUCCACAAGAUCCACCAAAUUAUAUCGCAGGCCUCUGGAAACAUCAUCUCCCAUACGACCUCCUUUGGCACCUUGAUACUGUCCCAUCGCCUCGUCCGAGAUAUCCGCGAGCGCCGUCCUGGUCUUGGGGAGCGAUUGAUGGGAGAGUAACGCAAUCUCUCCUCGUUCCUCCUGUCGCGAAGAAGGAACCGGAUUUCCACAUCAUCAGUACAGCUAAUAUCAUUGCUGUGGAAAUGCUGGAAUCUACACCUGGUAUUGCGAAGGGUUAUAUAGAUCUCGAAUGCCAUUGGUUUGAUAUAACAAAUUUAACGUACGGUCCCAACCGCUAUCAUACUUCGAGUCUCGUGCUACGCACGACAGAAAUCCCGUUCAAGGCGGAAUAUAUACCUGAUUAUAUGACUGAGCAGCCGGAGUUUUGUGUGGAGCUUGUUAGGGUUGUGAGGUUGGAUCAAAGAUUGCCGGCGACCUGGAUACUGGAGACGCAUGGGAUUGCGCUGGGGGGGGAGAGGGGAGAAAUUGGAAACGGCGAAGGGUAUAGGAGGGUCGGAACGUGGGUUGCGAGGUGGGAGAUGGAUGUGAGGGAGGUCGAGGCGUAUAGACAGAGAAUGGGAGAAAGGGGGAGGAGUGGUGAUGUGGAAUUGUUUUUGGCGGCGUUGGGGGAUGCGGGGAGGGGUGUUGGUGAGGGUGGGAGGAGGGUGGUGAGGGUUGUUUAG